GACACGGGUGCCUCAUCAGCAUCGGGAAUAGGCACGGCUGCACGCACACCCCUUACUUUAAACGUGAACAAUACGAUUUCAGAGCAUCCCUGCAGUGCCGCUUGUAUCAGUCGAGUACGACCCCGCCGCAAUUGCGAAAUAUCAUUUUCUGCCAUAAUCGGUUGCACUUCGUUUCUAAAGUGGACCUAACACCACCUUACUAUCUUGACAUGGGAGAUAUGGGGGACCCACCGAAAAAAAAACGGCUGAUUUCAUUAUGUGUUGGAUGCGGAAAUCAGAUUCACGAUCAGUAUAUUCUUCGGGUUUCUCCUGAUCUGGAAUGGCAUGCAGCGUGUUUGAAAUGUGCAGAAUGUAAUCAGUAUUUGGACGAAUCGUGUACCUGCUUUGUCAGAGACGGAAAAACCUAUUGUAAAAGGGACUACAUCAGGUUAUACGGGAUAAAGUGCGCAAAAUGCAACAUAGGGUUCAGCAAGAAUGAUUUUGUUAUGAGAGCGCGCACCAAGGUGUAUCAUAUCGAGUGUUUUCGGUGUGUGGCCUGCAGCCGGCAGCUUAUCCCCGGGGACGAGUUUGCUCUGAGAGAGGAUGGCCUGUUCUGUAGGGCCGAUCACAACGUUGUGGAACGGGCAACAAUGGGGGCUAGUGACCCUCUUAGUCCUUUACACCCGGCAAGACCUUUACAGAUGGCAGCAGAACCCGUAUCGGCUAGACAGCCUGCACUUCGACCACACGUCCACAAGCAGCCGGAGAAAACGACUCGCGUCAGGACGGUCCUCAACGAGAAACAGCUACACACUCUUAGAACCUGCUACAAUGCAAACCCGCGACCAGAUGCUCUCAUGAAGGAGCAGCUGGUGGAAAUGACAGGCCUAAGUCCUCGAGUCAUCCGGGUCUGGUUUCAAAACAAACGGUGCAAGGACAAGAAAAGGAGCAUUCUAAUGAAACAACUUCAGCAACAGCAGCCCAAUGAUAAAACGAAUAUCCAGGGUAUGACAGGGACCCCCAUGGUGGCCGCCAGCCCGGAGAGGCACGACGGCGGUUUGCAGGCAAACCCAGUGGAGGUGCAGAGUUACCAGGCACCUUGGAAAGUACUGAGUGACUUCGCACUGCAGAGUGACAUAGACCAGCCUGCAUUUCAGCAACUGGUAAAUUUUUCAGAAGGAGGACCGGGUUCAAAUUCAACUGGGAGUGAAGUUGCAUCAAUGUCAUCUCAACUACCAGACACACCAAACAGCAUGGUAUCGAGUCCUAUAGAGGCGUGAAUGGGACCCAUCGAACGAAUGAAAGGGAAAAAAUACCACUGAACAGUCUGCACUGAUCUCUUCAUUUGAAAUGUACCCUCCUCUCAUCUGCACGAAGCCUCUUUGUUUAAAUAACCCAGGCUGUGUUUGUACACUGUGAAGACAAUCAUGGGAUUUACUUAGAAGAAAAAUAUGUGCUUCUACGCAGAUUUCAAAAGUAUUCCACGCAUAACAUCUGAGAAGAUAUCCAUGAUAAAUAAAUAAUGGAAAUUCGGAAUUGCAUUUAAAAAGCAUAGAUAUAGUUUCAUACGAAAACGGCGCUGCCUGUUUGGGAUGAGUUUGGUAACAGCUCGGCCAAAAUAAAUAAAGCGAUGCAAUGCGUAAAUGGUGCAGUAUUUUAGUAAAGCUGUGGACUUACGGAAAAAUCGGGACGCAGUAUUGCAAAGAAAUGAUAUCGGACAAAAGCAUUUAAUGUUUUCAGAAAGAGGCAUUGCGGGCUGCAUUUAACUUGACUUUGACUGACACAAGGACUCACCGGCCCCGAUUUCAUGAAAUGUUUCAUGAGAUUUUUCGUUUAAAAUUAACGACUUAAUGGAGAUUGAAGAUGUACUGCUUAUUCGACUUUUUGAAGAUCUUCAUAAAAGCUCAAGUAGCCUAUUAACAUUGCAACACGGUAUACCUCUAUUUUGCCACAAGCUUCGUGGGAAUAUUUUGUGUGAGUUUGUGUCUGUUCAAGAACCUUUUCCCAAAGAUGUGCAUAGUUAUUGACUGAAAAGAAACCCGUUAUUACCCGUUGUUUUGUUUUUUCUGUUCUUGUUCUAUAAAAAUAUAAUUUAUUAUUUAUUGUCGAAAGACGUGCCACUUUUCAUGUAUCUCUGAUUGUUGAAGUAAAGAGAAAAUAUUGUAAA
Brienomyrus brachyistius is the source of this 2146-nucleotide messenger RNA. Its product is annotated as insulin gene enhancer protein isl-1-like. Gene Ontology annotation, biological process: positive regulation of transcription by RNA polymerase II; axonogenesis; neuron fate specification. Gene Ontology annotation, cellular component: nucleus. The record is from RefSeq and is a predicted model, not a curated record. The transcript has 6 exons. Lineage: Eukaryota; Metazoa; Chordata; Actinopteri; Osteoglossiformes; Mormyridae. Gene Ontology annotation, molecular function: DNA-binding transcription factor activity, RNA polymerase II-specific; cis-regulatory region sequence-specific DNA binding. Bases 210 to 1259 code for a protein of 349 amino acids.